CUGUACGUAGGCGGAUAUGUUACCAUAGUAACAGCAUAGUCACAGCUCUGUUGACUCUCUGCAGCAGCUAACUUCGUGUGAAUAAACUAAAGUGGUCUGCCGAUCAGUUGUUUGCCACCGAGAUAGAGCGCUCACUUCAGGACCACUAAGCAGGGUCUGCGGAAGGCAGGAUGUCGAAUGAUGUUGCCGGUGUGUGGGAGGUGGCGCUGAGCGAUGGAGUCCACAGGAUUGAGUUUGAACAUGGCACGACCACCGGAAAGAGGGUCAUCUACGUUGAUGGAAAGGAGAUACUGAGACGGGACUGGAUGUUCAAACUUGUGGGGAAGGAGACAUUCAGUGUGGGCAAAUCAGGCACCAAAGCAACGAUCAACAUUGAUGCAGUCAGUGGUUUUGCCUACGAGUACACAUUGGAGAUCAACGGGAAGAGCUUGAAGAAGUACAUGGAGAACAGAUCAAAGGUCACCAGUACCUGGGUUCUCAACUUGGACGGCAUUGACUGCAGGGUGGUCCUGGAGAAAGACACCAUGGAUAUUUGGUGUAAUGGACAAAAUAUUGAGACUGCGGGGGAGUUUGUGGAUGAUGGCACAGAAACACAUUUCACCCUCGGAGACCACAACUGCUGUGUGAAGGCUGUGAGCAGCGGGAAGAGACGAGACGGCAUCAUUCACACGCUGCUCGUGGAUGGCACAGAGAUAGCUGAGUGCACAGAGUGACUGUGUGUGUUUACAUUUAUAUGAAAGCGGAGAUCUGGUCUGUGUGUGACACUCGGUAUCUGUGAAGAGUAGAAGAAUGUUAUCUGAAGCUGUUAGAGUCGGUGACCAGCUGAUAGAAAUAUGCGCUCCUGUGUUUGGAGGGCCACGCUCUGGAGGGUAUGUUAGCCAUAUGCUGGUACUGUCAAGCUUGUGCUGUAGUUAAUAUAGUACGAGUUGAAGACAGGACCUGCAAUCUGGGCAGUUUUAGAAGAGAGGGUGCAGCCGUACAUUUCAGUCACAAAAAAGGAUUUACUGUCUAAAAAUGGUAACUUCACACUGAAACACUUUUUUUGGGGUUGUAAACUGGUACUUCAUAUUGAUAUAAAUACUAUCACUUUCAGUAAUAUCAACAUUGGAAGCCACAUGUGCCAUAUUUAUUGAACUCUGUUUGCCCUACGGUCGUUAACACGAGCAGCUGAUAUUCUCUUAGAGAUGUACUGUACAUAUUGUCAUUUUGUAGAAAACGAGCAACCACUUUACACAUGGCCUGGCCCAGUAAACCCCAGAAUCCACCAGUUCUCCCUGCUCUUCAUGCUCGCUUUCUUGUAUAUGUCAAUGUUGUGUAGUAGGAGUAUUAAAUACCAGGGUACAAGAUUGUUGAAUGUAGCAUCGUCCCAGUGUGCACCGCUCAGGACUGAUCUAUGUGUGGUCCUAUGUCGAAGUGUGUGAUUGGUUCAGCCAGUUGAUGUUACGGUAAUAUGUAAAUAGCCGCUGUGGAUUGGUCAAAACAUCCUAGGGGGCGCGUUCUGCAAUUUAAUGGCUGUAACAUUUACAUAGACAAUCGCUCAGAUGUGACAUUAUUCCCAGUAAUAAAUCACAUACACAGCUGAAGUAAGUCUCUUGCUGAUAUCCAGACAUUCGUCAGAGACUCUUUGUCGUCUGCAGAGAUGUGUGGAUUUCUGUUGUGCUGUCAAAUUGUUAGUUUCUUUUUGUAUGUAAAGGCCAGAUGUUGUUGUGACACAGAAUUUAAGCUAAACACUUCUAUUAAGUCAUGGUUCCAAAUUAAAGAUUGAACAUUUCUCCAAUGUCUCAAAUGCUUGUUUACAUUUUGCAAAGAGAGGCAUUUAUUAAAGUCCAGCCAGUUGUCAAGGUCUCCAUAAAAACUAGGUAAACUUUUAUCUGCUGACGGCUGUCAGAUGAAGAUGAACGCUCCAGUAAACCCUAUUAAAUGAACCUUGAGUAAAUUUUUUCUCUUGUCAAACAAUUUUGAAAGUUAGGGAUGAACCUUCAUGCUCAAUAUACUGUGAUUUCUAACAAUUAUGUUGUUGUAUUGUAUCAUUAACAAUAUGAGGGACGUCCUUUUAUGUCUUCAUGUGUCCUGUAUAAAAGUUUUAUACAUGUAUUUAAUGUUGUUUACUUACAUGUUUGUAAAACAUAAACUGUAUUUGAUUUCUUUAAAUCCAUGUAGCUGAGCUUCAUGAAAGGAUCUUCAAAUAUACAUUAAAAAAAACCUGCACAAGUG
Micropterus salmoides (largemouth bass) is the source of this 2214-nucleotide messenger RNA. RefSeq names its product Fas apoptotic inhibitory molecule a (gene faima). Gene Ontology annotation, biological process: negative regulation of extrinsic apoptotic signaling pathway via death domain receptors; positive regulation of neurogenesis; canonical NF-kappaB signal transduction. NCBI's taxonomy places the organism in Eukaryota, Metazoa, Chordata, Actinopteri, Centrarchiformes, Centrarchidae. The transcript is spliced from 5 exons. The record is from RefSeq and is a predicted model, not a curated record. The coding region runs from base 171 to 713 and encodes 180 amino acids.